UUGGGCGAAUUGUCUCGCGCUAAUUAGGAAGUCUGACCCAUAAUUUAGCUCCAUAGGUUAUAGGCAAGGAAUAGAAAAAUGGAGUCGCACUAUUGCCCGACAGCUCAACGCAAACGUGAAGAUGUUUGAUUUGAUUUGUACCCCGGGGCCGGGGAUGGAUAGCCGACGUUUUACGGCGGCGUCUGAAAUAACGCGAUCGGCCCCGAAAUGAAUAGUUGUUGUUGUCUUAACACAAAAAGCACAUCGUUUGGGAGUUGAAAAGAGCGACGCGUUGUCCCCGUUUUCCAACUCGACGGCGAAUGCCGUCGUAAAGGUUUCGUGCGGCGUGACACGAAACGACGACGCCAAUCAUCUCGUGUGCCAUUUAUGAGUUUGAAGGACCCGAUAUGCUGAUGUGGGGGGGUGGGGGGGCGGAUUUUGGAUGGCAGCGAAUGUUGUUACAACGUUACGCAUUACAUUAUCCACACCAAACGUACGCGUGUCGGGCUGUAUCCGCAUCACUGUAUCCGUUUCUCAGCUAAAUGUGCCUGUUUGUAAAGAUUGUUGCCAUUCUUCAUAAAGUGUCUGAAUUACCUCGGCUCGGGCUUCGCCGGCGGAGGCCAAGCGGUCCACGGCUUCCAAUAAAUGCCCCCAUUAUGACCCAGUAUUAAACCAAUUUACAUUUUUAACGGCGUGGCUAACUCCAUGUCUAUCACUGUAAACCACAGGCUGUGCUGUAUUGUCCCCCCCCAGCCCCCCCCCCUCCUAAGUUUUGUUGGAGGAUUUAUCUUUUGCUGUCCUAUUGCAGAAAUGAUGGAGGACUCCCACUUCAAUUCAUCCUAUUUCUGGUCUCCCGUCCCCACAGUACAAGGACAGAUCGAAAAUGCCAUGUUCCUGAACAAGAUGAAAGAGCAACAGGAGAAGAAUGCCGCCUUUUCCCCUCCAUCCGCCCCCCACUACCAGACAACUGUGCUGACCAUCCCUGGCCCGGGCACUAAGCAGGAGGGAGGCGGGCAACCCGGGCCCGGAGGACACCUACACCCCCCUCACAACGCUCAGAACAUCACAGUGGUUCCCGUCCCUUCCACGGGCAUCAUGACGGCAGCGGGUCUGGUCAUAACGACUCCUCAGGGCACACUUGUAUCUCCCACCUCCUCUCAGUCUUUUGUCUCUGGUCAUCCAACAACAACCAUGAUUGUUUCUGCACUCCAUGCCCCUAAUGCAGAAAAAAAAGAAGGGGAUGGGGCUCCCCAUGUGGUCGUUAUGCCAACGCCCUCCAAACGGGGCAGAAAGAAGAAGACCGCUCUCCCGAGGGUGGGUCCCAUCGGCGGACACCCGCUUUCAGCGGGAAACGAGACGCUCAUCCUGGCUCACCUGACGGCCAGCGGCCAGGUUAUGUCUUUGCAGCAUCAUGCCGGCGACCCGUAUGACCUGUCGAAUGAAGACGAAGACCACGGACUGAAAGACGGCACCAAGACGUACAGGUGCCGGAUGUGUGCGGCGACCUUCUUCAGUAAGUCUGACAUGCAGAUCCACUCCAAGUCGCACACAGAGGCCAAGCCUCACAAGUGUCCUCACUGCGCCAAGUCAUUCGCCAACUCCAGCUACCUGGCCCAGCAUAUCCGCAUCCACAGCGGCGCCAAGCCCUACACCUGCUCCUACUGCCAGAAAUCUUUCAGGCAGCUCAGUCAUUUACAGCAGCACACACGGAACCACACCGAGUCGAAGCCUCACAAGUGUCCCCACUGUACCAAGUCCUUUGCCAACUCCAGCUACCUGGCCCAGCAUAUCCGCAUCCACACUGGAGUGAAACCCUACACCUGCUCCUACUGCCAAAAGUGCUUCAGACAGCUCAGUCACCUCCAGCAGCACAACAGGAUUCACACUGGAGACCGGCCCUACAAGUGUGUCCAUCCUGGCUGUGAGAAAUCUUUCACGCAACUAUCCAACCUGCAGUCCCACCGACGGCAACACAACAAGGACAAACCCUACAAGUGUGCUAACUGUAAUAGAGGGUACACGGAUGCAGCCAGCCUUGAAGUGCAUCUGUCCACACACACGGUGAAACACGCCAAGCUCUACUCAUGUGGCCUCUGCAACCGUACUUACACAUCGGUAAGGCAAAUAUACAUUUCUGAACAACAUUUCUGUGUCAAACACCUUGCAACGCAAUACUGGUAUCACACACUUGGCAUCUACUUUACGCUAUUUAGUCCACUAACCCCACUUCUUCUCCUCAUCCCCAAAUCCCAGGAGACAUAUCUAGUGAAACACAUGCAGAAACACAACCCAGAUCAGCUAACGGCAUCAGUGGUGGCUGCAGCACAGCAAGCUCAACAGAACCCCAACCAAAGACAGGAUCCAGGCCAGGGCGGUGCUCAAAACCGAGGCGAGAGCACAGAUAGUAGGUCAGCCAGGCCUGGAGGAGCUGGUGGCGGAGGAGGAGGACAGCAGGGACAGAACCAAGGAAACUACCCCCAGACACAGUCCAUGCCCUGUCCUUUUGACUUGCACCAGUAUAAGACAGUGUCCGCCAGUGACAUCCAGUACAAACCAGUCAGUGUGUCAGACAUGGCUGCCCACAAGGACCUCUGUCUCAGUGUGGCAACGUCCACCAUUCAAGUGGAGCAUCUCAACUCUUAAAUGUUUAAAAGGAGAGAUGAUGGAAGGUAUGGAAGUAGUGUCCAAUAAGCAAUCACCAGUUGGAGGACGGAGAGACGGCAUAUGAAAACAAUACUAAAAUGAAAUAGGAACCUGGGACGAUAUGACUGUGCCUGAAUGGUGGAUGGCGGUAGAAAGGGGAAAAUACUUUGAGAGAUAUAAUGAGGACUACAUAUUUUGUCACUUUCCUUUCUUUGUUUGAUUCUGUUUUGCUUUACUGUCUAAUGAAUAGGAAACGCAUGUAAAGGCUGCAAUAAAGUAUGCUUCAGUCCAUCACAGUGAUGGUAUUAUAGAGGGGAAGAGAGAAUGUGUGUGAAAGAGCCUAUCAUUCUUGUGUUAUUUUAUAUCCUCCUGCUCUUCUCCACAUACAUAGUACAGGCCAUGUCAAGUUCUGGUCUUUUUUUGAUGAAACUGGUAGUCAACUGUGAAGGUAAUUUUUUAUACUUUCAUACAGAGCUUUUCAGUUUUUACAUCAGUGUUAUUACCUCUACCAUCUUGUAAAAUAUCUACCCACAAAUGAUUUUUACUUAAAAGGGAUUUAGAUGAUAUUUCCAUUUCUGGAAAUAAAAAUAAACAACAAAGUCUAUCUAUAUAUAUAUAUAUACAUACAUAUAUAUAUCUAUAUAUACGUACCAGUAUAUACAAUAUGUUUAUGUGUUAAAAGGAAGUGGUAAACUAUAUAACCUGUCUGAAGCCUAUGACAGCCCUUUUUGCAUCACAUGACCUUGAGGAAAGUGAUAAAGCCAGUUCAUGUUUCAUGUCAUCUUUAUCGUAUUUCUUUUUUGUGCAUAUGUCCUGAGAAUAACACGGUUAUCCAGAUGUAUUCUUGAUAUACUUCCACUAUACCAAUGUUUAUAAUGCUCCUUUAUAGACAUACUGACACAACUGAUUAGUGUUUUUUUUUCCUGCUUAUGAUACAAUAAAACCUCUC
This is a messenger RNA of Lampris incognitus (smalleye Pacific opah), 3571 nucleotides long. RefSeq names its product zinc finger protein 384 b (gene znf384b). Gene Ontology annotation, biological process: regulation of DNA-templated transcription. The transcript is spliced from 9 exons. Gene Ontology annotation, molecular function: DNA-binding transcription factor activity, RNA polymerase II-specific; RNA polymerase II cis-regulatory region sequence-specific DNA binding. NCBI's taxonomy places the organism in Eukaryota, Metazoa, Chordata, Actinopteri, Lampriformes, Lampridae. Gene Ontology annotation, cellular component: nucleus. The coding region runs from base 685 to 2622 and encodes 645 amino acids. The record is from RefSeq and is a predicted model, not a curated record.